AUGGAUAAUACCGGAAAACUCACAGAACUCAGCAAAAAUUACUCAAAAAAAGACUGUCCUAAACAUAUACUGUCAAAAUUUACAUCUCAAUCAAACAAAACUUAUUCUAAUUCUUUAUUAAAUUUACCGUCAUCAACACCUAAACAGAAAAGUAAAGAAGAUUUUUUAAAUAUUUCUUCAUUUAAAACACUUUCGUCAUAUUCAACAUCACCAGAAUCACCAACUACAGUAUCAUCUAAAGUAUCAUUAAUUUCAUAUCUUCAGUGUCCAUAUGAAACGGCACUUGUAAACUCAAGGCGUCGAAUUCCAUAUUCUUUUGGAACAAGCAAACCAGUAGAGGUAUUUGAACGACAAGUUAAACCAAACCUUUCAACAAAAAAUGAAGAUAUAAUAUGCGGUGAUAUAUUACAGCUUUACGAAACUCUUUUACCUUCUUCUGAAAAUAAUAAUCGUUGGACAAAAUUCCUCAAAAAAUUAACUACUAUUCUUGAAAAAGAAUGGCCUGACAAGAAAAUAACAGUGCAAGCAUUCGGUUCUACAGUAAAUCAACUUUGUACUAGUGAAUCAGAUGUGGAUGUUUGUAUAACUACAGUAGAAAAAGGACUUGCGGAUACAUGUAAAUUGGCAAAAGUUCUCGCUAAUUAUGGUAUGGAAAAAGUUGUAUGCGUUCCACGUGCUAAAGUACCAAUUGUAAAAGUAUGGGACCCUGAACUUUCUGUUGCAUGUGACAUGAACAUCAACAAUACAUUAGCCCUUGAAAAUACUCGAAUGAUUAAAACAUAUGUUGAAAUAGACCCUCGUGUGAGACCAUUAGCAAUGAUUAUUAAAUACUGGGCCAAAAAAAGAAUUUUGAACGACGCCGCUGGCGGAGGGACAUUGUCUUCAUACACUUGGAUAUGUAUGAUAAUUAAUUUUUUACAAAUGAGGAAACCCCCUAUUUUGCCAUCCCUUCAUCAACUUCCUCACGAGCAGAACGAAAAUAGUAUAAUUGGGGGUAUCGAUGUUAGUUUUUUUGAUGAUAUAGAUGCACUUAAAAGCUUUGGAGAAAAAAACACAGAAAGUUUAGGAGGCCUAUUAUUUGCAUUUUUUCGAAAAUUUGCAUAUGAAUUUGAUUAUGAUCAUUGUGUUAUAUCAGUUAGACAUGGUCACUAUCUUUCAAAACUAGCAAAAGGGUGGCAUUUAACUCAAAAUAAUCGUUUAUGUGUUGAAGAACCUUUCAAUACAAAAAGAAACCUUGGAAACACCGCAGACGAUGUAACAGUAAAAGGUCUUCAAAUCGAGUUUCGUAGAGCAUUUCAUCUUAUAGCAAAUCAUUAUGAUCUUAAAGAAGCCUGCUCUGACUAUAUUUUUACUUACGAGGAAAACAUUUAUAAAAUCAAUAAACAUUUGCGUCCUUUAUACUACCAAAUUUCACAACAUAGUCGUUCAAAUACUCCAUUACAUAUAAAAAAUGAAUCCUAUUAUAAAAAUAAUCAUAAUACUCGAAAAUUCCAAUAUCAACAAUAUUCAGAUUAUAUGAACCAUUUUAUAUUAAAUAAUUAUGGUGUUGAGUUACCUUACUUUUUUAAUCGACCAGAUAAAUCUGUAUAUUAUGAUUCAAAAAACAAUUCAUUUCUUUACUAUAUUUCAGGUGUUAAUCCUAAUGGAUUAAUAAGAUAUUAUCCUAUAACCAAGGAAAAUCAUAUACUUUCUUCUCAAGAUAUAUUAUAUCCAUAUUUCCCUUACUGGAAAAAGGAUUCACAAGAUCUCUAUAACUCUAAAGGGUUUGAUACUCAAAAAAGAAAAACAUCCUUAAAUUGUUCUUCAUAUACCAUUUCUCAUAAAAAAGAAGGGUCUGACAGUGAGGAUUCUAAUGACUUUUCUCCACUUAUGCCACUGUUUAUUCCUUUAACAAAAGAAAACUUUUCAUACGGAUUAACUGUUGCAGAAAAAAACGAACUUAAUGAAUUUCAUAAAGAAUAUAUAUCAAAUAUGGCUAACUCUUAUCAUACUGCAUGUAAAUAUCCCUCUGAAAAUCAAAUAUCUAGAUCAUCUCCAGAAACAGCCUCAUUAAAUAGAUUUUAA
Pneumocystis jirovecii RU7 is the source of this 2064-nucleotide messenger RNA. RefSeq lists its product as uncharacterized. Gene Ontology annotation, molecular function: nucleotidyltransferase activity. The coding region runs from base 1 to 2064 and encodes 687 amino acids. The record is from RefSeq and is a predicted model, not a curated record. Gene Ontology annotation, biological process: RNA 3'-end processing. NCBI's taxonomy places the organism in Eukaryota, Fungi, Ascomycota, Pneumocystomycetes, Pneumocystales, Pneumocystaceae. The transcript has 6 exons.